GACGGAUGCAGCGAUAUGAUGUCAUGAGUUUAUAGUCGAUUUUGGAGACGAUUUUGCAAAAAUCAGCGGACGUUAUGAUAGCUUAAAGGCAGGAAAUUAUUCCUGCAUGUUUUAGAAAAGCGUAGUUAUGUUGGAUCUCGAAGUUGUCCCCGAAAGAUCGCUGGGGAACGAACAAUGGGAGUUUAUACUCGGAAUGCCCGUUGCACAGUGCGUGCAGAUUCUCAAGCGACAGUGUCGAGUUAUCAAAACUGUACAAGCUAUGUACAGCGAGGCGAAUCCUCUCGCCAUGGAUCUGGUUUUAAACCUGCCAAAUGAUGGAAUAAGACUUGUCUUUGAUCCUGUGACGCAGAGACUAAAGAUAAUUGAAGUGUACAGCAUGAACAAAGUCAAGCUGAAAUACUGUGGAGUGCACUUCAAUUCCCCUCAAGUCCAACCUACAAUUGAACAAAUUGAUAUGUCAUUUGGAGCAACACAUCCAGGAGUCUAUGACCCCAACCAUCAGCUGUUCAUACUGAACUUCAGAGGUCUUUCUUUUUCUUUCCCAAUUGACUCAAAGUUUGAGCCAUACUAUACUCAUGGAUUAGGAUCACUCAAGUUCUCCUCUGGAUCAUCGCCAGUAGUGUCACGAAUGUCCAUUUACCAUGGCAACAGCUUGACAGAUGCAAGGGCACCACCGCUACCUCUUCAGUGUUUCCAUGGCAACUGUUUUGCCGAGAGUAUUGAGAUCAUUAACCAGGAUGGAAAUGUUCUUGGUCUUAAAUGUUUCCUUGUUGCUGAAGGCACCGGUCCUGGUAAGAUUUUAGAGCUUCGAAGAAGAACAUUUGAAAGGAAUGUCAUGUUUGGAGACUCAUGCCAGGAUGUCAUAAGUUCCCUUGGAUCCCCAUGUAAGGUUUUCUACAAGGCAGAAGAUAAGAUGCGGAUUCACUCACCGUCUCCUCACAAACUUGCACAGUCCAAGAGUUCUGAUUAUUUUUUCAAUUACUUCACCCUUGGAGUGGACAUCUUAUUUGACGCGUGCAGUCAUUUGGUGAAGAAGUUUAUUCUGCACACAAACUUUCCUGGGCACUACAACUUCAACAUGUAUCAGCGCUGUGAAUUCAAGAUUGGGAUACAGAGAGACUCCAAAGAUUCUGUUCUUGAUGAAGGGACGCCUUUUGUGUUGACUCCGUGUACCAAGUGGGACAGUGUUCAAGAUUACCUGGGAAAACCAGUGGAGGCGCCUGUUGUAUUAAAUAGAUCUUCCUCCACGAACACAACCAACCCGUUCGGUUCCACCUUCUGCUAUAACCUACAGCACAUGAUAUUCGAGGUGAUGGCUAACAAUCAUUUGGCGUCGGUGACUUUGUAUCCACAUAGCAACAACGCUGACAACCAUCUCGAUUUUGCUAGUUCAGUUUUAUACGGUCAAAUUAGAUUUACAACGGCACCACCGCUACCUCUUCAGUGUUUCCAUGGCAACUGUUUUGCCGAGAGUAUUGAGAUCAUUAACCAGGAUGGAAAUGUUCUUGGUCUUAAAUGUUUCCUUGUUGCUGAAGGCACCGGUCCUGGUAAGAUUUUAGAGCUUCGAAGAAGAACAUUUGAAAGGAAUGUCAUGUUUGGAGACUCAUGCCAGGAUGUCAUAAGUUCCCUUGGAUCCCCAUGUAAGGUUUUCUACAAGGCAGAAGAUAAGAUGCGGAUUCACUCACCGUCUCCUCACAAACUUGCACAGUCCAAGAGUUCUGAUUAUUUUUUCAAUUACUUCACCCUUGGAGUGGACAUCUUAUUUGACGCGUGCAGUCAUUUGGUGAAGAAGUUUAUUCUGCACACAAACUUUCCUGGGCACUACAACUUCAACAUGUAUCAGCGCUGUGAAUUCAAGAUUGGGAUACAGAGAGACUCCAAAGAUUCUGUUCUUGAUGAAGGGACGCCUUUUGUGUUGACUCCGUGUACCAAGUGGGACAGUGUUCAAGAUUACCUGGGAAAACCAGUGGAGGCGCCUGUUGUAUUAAAUAGAUCUUCCUCCACGAACACAACCAACCCGUUCGGUUCCACCUUCUGCUAUAACCUACAGCACAUGAUAUUCGAGGUGAUGGCUAACAAUCAUUUGGCGUCGGUGACUUUGUAUCCACAUAGCAACAACGCUGACAACCAUCUCGUUACAUAAACUUGAAAUUCAUUGGCUUGCUCGGUGAUCACGUGCUCUACACGUGACGUCAGCGUGACGUUGAGAAGCAAAGUAUUUCGUUGGAAAUCUACAACCUCCGUAAUAAGAACAGUGAUUUUUAUUUGUAGUUGUAGUUUCUUUUUGAAAAGAGUAGAAACUGAUUCAUAAACCACCUGUGCUUGGUUUUAAAAAUUAGUGUUAUUAACUUUGGUUGGUGAUAUUUAUUUUCCUCGGGUUUAAUCACUUACGAAAGGGUGAGUUUAUUGGCUUUUAUUUUAUUGGUCUUCAAGUUAUUAGUGAUGGUUACCUCGUGGCGAUAAGUUUCUUGUAUAAAUUGAUGUAAAUUAGUAAUCAUGGUAAAUAACGCCCAUUUCUUAUAAUAAUGUAGAUAAUAUCAUAUUUUAUUAAAGAUGUUAUUAUUGUGUUUGCAAGAUGAUAAACGGAUGAAUUAAAAAAAUAUGAAAUAUGGAGAAAGACAACUGUUGAUUCUUGA
Orbicella faveolata is the source of this 2636-nucleotide messenger RNA. RefSeq names its product phagosome assembly factor 1-like. Gene Ontology annotation, cellular component: trans-Golgi network. Lineage: Eukaryota; Metazoa; Cnidaria; Anthozoa; Scleractinia; Merulinidae. Gene Ontology annotation, biological process: Golgi to plasma membrane protein transport. The record is from RefSeq and is a predicted model, not a curated record.